CCGCUCAUCCACAUUUCGGCCUUUCUCAAUAACACAGGAAUGAAAUCAGUGGCUCCUGCUUUGCACCCACUGUCUCGCAGGUAAUGGCUGCAGCCAAUCAACCGGCAGGAGUUAGUUUAACACGUAUGACUAAAAGGUCGACUCACACCACAACCAGGAUGAUAUCAUCUGAUGGCUGGCAGCCGUUCUAAAGUGGGACGACUGCAAAUAAAGACUGGGAAAAGGAAACAAGGUUGGAGGCUCCACCUGGAUGCCUUAAUGCUCUUGUACUCUGACCUCACCUGGCUUAUCUCAGAAGAAGACAUUCACCCUGGCAACACACCUGGAGAGCUCUACAAUACAAGACGGGGUUUACACUGGGAAGGAUUAGCAAAAAAACCAAGGCUCAAAUGUCCAACGAGCGACUGACAGCACUCACCUAAGAAAUAGCAUAGACAAAGGCUGUACAACGAAGUCUCCUCUGCAACUGCGGAACAAGCCCGAUCAUGUCAAGGAAGAGUUUUUCAGGGUGUGCAGGUAGAAGCUGCCUAGUUUCCUGACAGAGACGUGUGUGCAUGUGUGGGAUUCGAAUAUCCUGCGUUUCCUCAGCAGAACAGGUGACAUUAUGCCUUUAAGCUUCUCCGUUUCCUAAGGAUUCAUCAUCAAAGGACAGGAUACAAAGACACUUGAGGAUAUACAGAAAGAUUUAAUUCUAUUUAAGAUCUGCCAGGAUGCCACUGAGAACAUCACUGUACAGAAAGCCUUCCUCUGGUCGUUGGCCCAGCAGGAAGCGCAGGGAGGUGCUGUCUGUCAACAUGAUCAGCCUUCCACUGGCUGAUUUCCGCCACAUCUCACACAUUGGAAACGAUGCCCAUACAGACAGCUUCGGAGACCUUUCCUUCUUAAAAAUGGGCCACGGUCUGCUUCUACAAAGCUCCCAGAGUGAGCAGAAUCUCUUCCUAGCCUGCUCGCCACCACCUAAGCCGCCACGCCUGAACCUGGAUGAGGCAGAGGGUUCAGAGAGCCCCGACUGGAACGCUAGCCACCUGCACAAUGCAUCCCAGAAGAGAAAAAAAUGCAGCUCCAUGCCACUUCUGGACAGCGAUGGAGGAGAUGAAGAGAUGGAAAAGGAGGAGGAUGGCGAUGGGUACCAAAGAGUGAAUAGUGUUGCUUCCAGUCAGACUCACAGAACCGGAUGGGGCAGCCUGAGUUCAGACAAGGAUACAGAUGCCUGUGACACAAUUGCGGGACCGCAAAAAGAUGAGGACAGUGGCUUUUCCUUUAGCCUCGACCUGGGCCCUUCAAUCCUGGAUGAUGUUCUCCAGGUGAUGGACAAAAACUACAACUAGACAAGACAGUGGCCAAAUGUUCCAGGAGGGCGAUACUGUGGAGACGAGAUCCAACACAAACUGUUCUGUGCAACUCAUCUCUUCUUUACAGACAUACUAAUAUCCUCAAGUGAACAAAGAAACUUAAGCUAUCUGAUUUUAUGAUCCCUUGGUUACAGGUAUGGGCAUUCAACCUUUGGAGAGAACUUUUGAUGUUGGUAAACUACUACACUGAAAAGACCGAAACACAGAAUGGAAAUGUCUGUCUUUUUUCAGUAUUUAAAUAAAAAUGUUCAUUUUUUUAACCAGACAUUUCUAGAGGAGGAUCUUAUUUCUUAUAGAGCACCAGAAAUUGUGCAGCCCACGGCAUUUUUUAAUAAGUAAAUAUUAACUCUGAAUGGGCAAGGACAAGUACACAAAGUUAAUGUUCACCUAAGAUUCACCCCUUGCAGAGGCGGAUAUGAUGUUCAGGUAAAUAAUUGAUUUCUGUCUGAUGUCAAACUCCAAGGUGGACAUUUCUACCUACUUGUACUUCCCUCCUUUGCUAUUGUAAUCCUCCAAACCACACGGCACAGCACUGUAGACGGCUGGUAAGACUUAAGAGUGUUGUGUUUAAGAAAAGAAAAGCUGCGGCUGGAAUCCAAGGUCCUCGAGCUGCGAUGUCUUGGCUCUUGGCGUGCUUGCCAAUCUAUUGUGUGCAGAGGGCAAUUUUUCCUCCGCACGCAUCUCAGAGGCCCCACUCAAAGGUAGACCAAGGUACCCCCCAUCUCUCAUUCUCAACAAUGCAGUGAAAACAAACACUUAGCUCUGCUUCCAAUAAAGGCCAGCCAGUAGUGGCAGCUUGGGCUGCAGACCAAGCCAGGCCACAGGUCCAAGACCUCAGGAGAAAAAAAAAAAAAAAAGCCAGCGCGGGCUGUUUUCUUAGCUGCAAAUCAGACGUCUGAUGCUCUGGUGAGUGGCACACGAGAAGGGAAAGUGGUAAAGGGUAACGUGAUACUUCCACAUAUGCAGGGGGUGUCGAGGGAGGAGGAACAGAGACAGCCAUUACUGCAGCAGAAGUCCUGAUGAGGGUUUAAACACUACCUUAUGAACAAACAGACCCCCAAGACACGUGAAAAAUACGUGCUUGCAUCUCAUAUAUACUGGCACACAAGUACAGGGGAGACACGCACGCAUGUACAUGUGAGCACGCAUAGUCAAUCUGAGAAGUGUGCAGACAAUUGAGGUGCACUUUCCUCAGGUCUGGAGAGGAGAGAGCCAGGACAGAGCCUCAGUCUGUGCCUAAGUUGGGAGGUUGCCAGGAGGAGCUGUGGGGCAAAACGAGAAACAGUUGAAUUCCUAAGUUCCCCCAUGGGUCACGCUGCAAAGUGCGAGAACCACAAGUAUCUCGCUUCUAGCAAUAGAUUUAGAAUACUAUGUUAUGUCAAAACAAAAACAGCAGUGUUUGUGGGUAUGUCCGCACUGUGCAUCUAUUUCUGCAUAUCUAAUUUUAAACUGGAUAUCACUGCCACUUUUUCUUAUGUGUAUGUCAUGACAACAACUUAUUGUGAAACCUUUUUUGCAUUGAAAAAUGUACUGUUUUGUAUUUUGAUGAAGCAAAGUAAAAUAACCUUC
Acanthopagrus latus (yellowfin seabream) is the source of this 2921-nucleotide messenger RNA. Its product is annotated as cdc42 effector protein 3. The coding region runs from base 711 to 1328 and encodes 205 amino acids. The record is from RefSeq and is a predicted model, not a curated record. NCBI's taxonomy places the organism in Eukaryota, Metazoa, Chordata, Actinopteri, Spariformes, Sparidae. The transcript is spliced from 3 exons.